Pimephales promelas (fathead minnow) is the source of this 1191-nucleotide messenger RNA. RefSeq names its product serine and arginine rich splicing factor 3a (gene srsf3a). The record is from RefSeq and is a predicted model, not a curated record. Gene Ontology annotation, molecular function: RNA binding. NCBI's taxonomy places the organism in Eukaryota, Metazoa, Chordata, Actinopteri, Cypriniformes, Leuciscidae.
UGCAAUAAGGAGUGAUAGGAGCUUCACCUGGUCGUCAAAUAAUGUCGAUUUUUUUUGUUUUGUUUGUUUUUGGUAACAGUCAAGAGAAUAGUCCUGUUCGCUUAUCCACUGGAUUCUCAGAUCAAUAGGUCCGUGCGUCAAGAACUAAAUGUUCUAGUUCACAGUGGCACGUGCGGUGGAGACUCUGGUGGAAAAUUGACUCAUCUGCGCAACGGAGACAAAUAUACAUGGAACAUAAGAAUGAGGAAAAUAUAUGUUGGUUUCUCAAUGGGAUGCUGUUUCAAAAUUACUUUUUUAGGUGUGGAGUUUAGUUCGGAAUUGGUGAAGACAUGGGAGACCCUUCCCUAAGCCGCGACUGUCCACUGGAUUGCAAGGUCUACGUUGGUAAUUUGGGCAACACUGGUAACAAGACUGAGUUGGAGAGAGCAUUUGGCUACUAUGGUCCACUGAGGAGCGUAUGGGUGGCCAGAAAUCCACCCGGCUUUGCUUUUGUGGAGUUUGAGGACGCCAGAGAUGCGGCUGAUGCUGUGAGGGAACUUGAUGGAAGAACACUAUGUGGUUGUCGGGUGCGAGUUGAAAUGUCCAGUGGUGAAAAACGAUCAAGGUAUCGAGGGCCACCCCCUUCUUGGAAUCGCCGCCCACGUGAUGAUUCUAGACGCCGCAGCCCACCCGCUAGACGCCGGUCUCCCAGGAGGCAGAGCUUUAGCCGUAGUCGGAGCAGGUCCCUUUCCAGAGAGAGGAGAAGAGAGAGGUCUUUAUCUAAUGAUAGAAACUAUAAACCUUCAAGGUCUUUCUCAAGAUCACGCAGUCGUUCACGAUCCAAUGGUCGGAAAUGAGAAUUGUUCAAGUCCAGCAUUGUCAGAAAGCAUGUCUGUGCGUUCCUCCUCAACAGACUAAGAUGAUGGGAAAUAAUGGAUUUUUUUUGUUUGUUUUAGUUUUUUUUUUUUUUGGCCCCAAAGUCUUUUUAAAAUGUGUUUUCCCUAUAGCAUUCUGAGGAUCCUUUUUUACUUAAGAUAUCUGUGCUUAAUGGGUAGCAAUGGUUUCAUCCUGCCUAAAUGCCGGGAAUGUAAUUUUAUGCUGUUUGGGCAGUGAAAGGUUCUGAAAGGAGUAACUCAUGUCUGUUGAUCAUUUGAAACCAAUUUUGUAUGCUUUUUUUGUUUGUACUUCCAUUAAAAAAAACUUCCUUAUGAA